This is a messenger RNA of Exophiala xenobiotica, 1287 nucleotides long. RefSeq lists its product as uncharacterized. The record is from RefSeq and is a predicted model, not a curated record. Lineage: Eukaryota; Fungi; Ascomycota; Eurotiomycetes; Chaetothyriales; Herpotrichiellaceae. The coding region runs from base 1 to 1287 and encodes 428 amino acids. The transcript has a single exon.
AUGUUAGGAUUGACCAAAUGGCCAGCUCCGCUUGCAGGCCAGAGUCGGUCCUCAUUCUUGACAAAUGCCAUCGCUCAAGUGUACCAAGAAAGGCUCUUAGAGGACGCUACACUAAGAGCCGCCCAGUUUUCUCUCCCUCGUGUACCCGGCCGGCAACAUCCACAUGUCCGCAAGCCAAGCCAUCGGCCCACCAGAUCUUUUGAUGAACGGCAGCUGGCUUCUACGCCCAUGCGCGCAACCCUAAACCAGACGCAGUCUCUGCGCAUCGAUACGACACUACCUAGAAGGAGACCGGUCUCUAUGGUCGCACAUUCGGAUGUUCGGCUCGAGAUACGGCCAGAUUGUGAUCCCGCCAACACUCAGCCUAGUCAGACUCCGCAAAUGUUUCCAGCUACUCCAACAGCUGACCCGACUGCGUUUUAUGCCCUUGGAAUGACACCGACAGCGAGCGCAAAACUUGGAGCCACGCUGUUCCCGAUGGAAUACGCGAGCCCGGCACCACGAGUGCCAUUCCGAGCUGUUGGGCAACCCGCAGCUCCGACUCCCGGCGUCGUAGACCCCGUGGACAGAGCUAUGACAGUUUUGGUGCGCGAAUUGGGCUUCAACGAAGUUCGGGCUGGGAAAGCUCUCGCUAUGUGUGAUACAGGAUCUGGUAUUGACCUGGAGAAAGCUAUCGAGAUACUGACAGUGGAUGCUAAGGACUCUAAGGAUGAGGUUACUUCGCCGGUGGAGCUGCCUACACCAUCAAUCAUGUCUAGUCCUUCUAGCUCAAAGAAACAGCCCAAAGGCUUUUGUGAUGGGCAUUGCUCUCGAUCUUCUACGGUCGCGCACUCGCGGAAGCCAUCCACAGGGACCGUCACUGAUGCAUCAAUCAGCCCAAUCUCACUAUACGAUGAGGCUGAAUGGCAGGACACAAUCUCGCCGCUUGUAAAGCCGGCAAAUUCAACGACGCGAUCGAAAACCAUAUUAAAGCGUGGUCCGAGCAAAGGUGCGAAAGCCUGGAAGGUUCUGGGCAUGGACAGUGGACCAAAGCGCAAUAAUAGCGUUCUUGGAAUCGAAGAGUACCAAGCGAAGGUCGAGCGCAGGAAGAGUAUGCGCGCUGCCGGUGGCGGUCAAGAUCCAAGCGUUAAGGAAGGCUUAAGCAAGAAUCUUCUCGGCUUGGGACUGGGGUUUGGGAGCGGAGCUGGAGCAAAGUCGGCAGAACAGCAGCUAGAGCGUGCUCGAGAGCAGGAGAGGCGCAAGAAGGAGAAGAGCCCGAAACUCAUCCCCAUGCCACGGUAUGCAUGA